This is a messenger RNA of Camelina sativa (false flax), 826 nucleotides long. RefSeq names its product 26S proteasome regulatory subunit 8 homolog B-like. The record is from RefSeq and is a predicted model, not a curated record. Lineage: Eukaryota; Viridiplantae; Streptophyta; Magnoliopsida; Brassicales; Brassicaceae.
AUGAGCUUAUUACAUAAAUUUUUGCACCCGGUGAAAAUUGUAUCUGGAUCCGCCGCCACGAAGGAAGAAGUAGUAAUCCACAACAUCAGACUACCCAAACACAGCACGGUCGGAGAUGUUAUUAAUGAACUUAAAACAAAGGUGGAGCUUUCGCAUCCGGAUGCAGAACUGAGAUUGCUUGAGGUGUUUUACCACAAAAUCUACAAGAUUUUCCCAUCAACUGAAAGAGUUGAGAAUAUAAAUGACCAGUACUGGACUUUACGAGCUGAGGAGGUUUUGAUGGCGACAAAUCGUAUUGAUAUUCUGGACCAAGCUCUUCUCAGGCCUGGAAGCAUUGAUAGGAAAAUUGAAUCCCCUAAUCCUAAUGGAGAGUCACGUUUUGAUAUCUUGAAGAUACACUCAAGGAAAAUGAAUUUGAUGCGUGGAAUCGAGCUGAAAAAGAUGGCAGAGAAGAUGAAUGGAGCUUUAGGUGCUGAGCUGAAGGCUGUGUGCACAGAGGCGGGCAUGUUUGCACUGCGGGAGAGGAGAGUCCAUGUGACACAGGAAGACUUUGAGAUGGCUGUAGCGAAGGUGAUAGAAGGAAGACACAGAGAAGAACAUGUCUCUGCGUAAGCUCUGGAAGUAGGAAUCUCUUUGUUGUGUGUACUGAAAGAGAUAACGGAAAGCCACAGUUUCAUUUCAACUUUCUAUAUGUGGCAUUGAAUAACUAGGAAGAUAGGGUUUUGUUGGGUUUGGAAGAAGAAUUUGAGGAGAUUUCAGACUAGUGAAAUUAGGGUUUUCUUUUACUUGACAGUCUGUUGUUGGUCCUUGUUCAUUUUGUUUCUUC